AUGCGCCAGACACAGAUCUUCUCGGGCCUAUCACACCCGGCUCUGGUCGAGGGCAUCUGCGACCGGUUGGGCCAGCGUCCAGGCAAGGCCGAGCUGCGCAAGUUCAGCAACGGAGAGACCAGCGUGCAGAUCCAGUCGUCUGUCCGUGACCAAGAUGUCUUCAUUGUCCAGAGCGGCAGCUCCAAGAUCAACGACAAUGUCAUGGAGCUGCUCAUCAUGAUCUCGGCUUGCAAAGGUGGCUCUUCGAAGUCCAUCACGGCCGUCAUGCCCUACUUUCCCUACUCGCGCCAGAGUAAGAAGAAGUCGCACCGUGGUGCCAUCACCGCUCGCAUGAUCGCAAACCUCCUGCACGUCGCAGGCGUCAACCACGUCAUCACCAUUGACCUUCACGCCUCUCAGAUGCAGGGCUUUUUCAAGUGCCCUGUCGACAACCUCGUUGCCGAGCCGCUGCUCGCCCGCUGGAUCCGCAACAAUGUGCCCAAUUGGAGGGAUACCGUCGUCGUGUCCAAGAACCCUGGCGGCACCAAGCGUGUCACCAGCUUGGCCGAUGCAUUGAAGCUCAGCUUCGGUAUCGUCACCACCGAUAGGCGACGGCCUGGUCGUGGAGAGGGCCUGAGCUUGCAGGGCAGCGCCAUAUUUGAAAGGCUUGGCUUGGACGGGACCUACGAGACGGACGGCCUGAUUGAGGAAGAGUUCGACGCAGAGGCUGGCAUUGCCCCGGCCGAGACUGUCAAAGUCACGUCCAAUGAGGACGCUGCCGAGGACGCUGCUGAAGACGCUGAAGACGAAGCCGAUGAGAAGAAAGAUGGGCCGGUGAGGGGUCGCGGCAGGGCGACCUCUGCCGCUCGCAGACUCAAUGGCAAUGCGGUCAAUGCCGUGCCCUCGAGUCCGCUGGUCAAGUCGACUAGGGCCGAGUCCUUCAUUUCUGAAGAUGGCCAGGACUCUCCUAGGAAACGGCUCAUGCGGACAGUCACAGCCCCGAGCGCUUCUCACUCUCCCGCCGACCCUACCGCCGACGAGUACACUGACGAGCGCGCUCGGGACGUCAUCCAUGGCCGUCUAGUCCACGGCCAUAUUGUGGACGAUGAUCAUCCUUCCCCUGCCCUGUCGGCUGUUUCUUUCAAGAACAGGCCUCCGCGGAGCAGCAACUCGGAUGAUGACGAGCCUCCGGAGCACAUGCUCAACUCGAUGAUGUCAACCUGUUCUGUCGAGGAGCCUGAGCUUGCACAGCCUAUGGGUGGCACCCACGAUGCCGGUGACACGUCUGAAGCUGAAGAAGAAGACCUCAAGAAUCCCGAGCUCGAGACGACGGUCACGCUUGUUGGCAACGUGCGGGAUCGUCCGGUUUGCAUUGUCGACGACAUGAUCGACAAGUCUGGAUCGUGGAUCGCAGCUGCAGAGACCGUGGUGAAGCGUGGUGGUGCCACCAAGGUGUACUGCAUGGCAACACAUGGCCUCUUUGGCGGUGAUUGCCUCGAAGAGAUGGAGGAGUGCGAGUGCAUUGAGCGUAUCGUGGUCACCAACUCGUUCCCUAUUCCUGAAGACAAGAAGGCUCGCUGCAGCAAACUCACCAUCAUCCCGGUUGAGAGUCUGCUUGCCGAAGCCAUUCGCAGGAAUCACCACGGCGAGAGUAUGUCGCAGCUCUUCUUGCACGGAUGGUAA
Messenger RNA from Diplodia corticola, 1662 nucleotides. Its product is annotated as ribose-phosphate pyrophosphokinase 1. Lineage: Eukaryota; Fungi; Ascomycota; Dothideomycetes; Botryosphaeriales; Botryosphaeriaceae. Gene Ontology annotation, molecular function: magnesium ion binding; ribose phosphate diphosphokinase activity. The transcript has 5 exons. Gene Ontology annotation, cellular component: ribose phosphate diphosphokinase complex; cytoplasm. The record is from RefSeq and is a predicted model, not a curated record. The coding region runs from base 1 to 1662 and encodes 553 amino acids. Gene Ontology annotation, biological process: ribonucleoside monophosphate biosynthetic process; 5-phosphoribose 1-diphosphate biosynthetic process; purine nucleotide biosynthetic process.